UUUUGAGCAAUUUCGCCCCAUAUAUCUAAUAUAUAUAGUUCCACCACAUCAAAGCUUCUACUUUUAUAAAGAGGAGGGAUGGUCAAAGAAUCACUUUCAUCACUAUAAGUUAACUUGCUAAAGACAUUAUUUAGCCAGUUGACUACUGAUUGUCAUUGUAGAAUAACAGUUUAUUAAAAAGUCAUCAAAAAAUAAUAAAAAUGGCCAAAAUGUGCAUGAUUUACUCUAUUCUUGUCAUUACUAUCAUCACAAUUUCGAGUGCUCAGCCAAUUCAAGAGGAUCAAGAAGCAGAACCUUGCCCACCUUGUAUGGUGACUCUCAAUCUCAAUUACGUUUGUGGCACUGAUGGUCACACUUAUAGUAACAUCUCAGAGCUGAAAUGUCAAAAUAGCUGCAAAAAGUCAAACAUUGAAAUGAAACAUGCAGGACCAUGUAGAAAAGACCAACCCCGACUUUGUCCUUGCGCUUUGUUGCAUCAUUUGCGUGAAAUUUGUGGUACCGACGGAGAAACUUACAGCAAUGAGUCUGAAUUGAGAUGUCAUAACCAGUGCUCAUUCUUAGAUAUUGGAGUUAAGCACGAGGGCCCAUGUAAAAAAGCUGAGUAA
Molecule: messenger RNA, 605 nt
Organism: Trichogramma pretiosum
Lineage: Eukaryota; Metazoa; Arthropoda; Insecta; Hymenoptera; Trichogrammatidae
Product: thrombin inhibitor rhodniin-like
Exons: 4
Coding region: 201-605 (134 amino acids)
Molecular function (GO): protein binding; serine-type endopeptidase inhibitor activity
Source: RefSeq, a predicted model, not a curated record